Cornus florida is the source of this 2545-nucleotide messenger RNA. Its product is annotated as lysine-specific demethylase JMJ13-like. The transcript has 10 exons. Gene Ontology annotation, molecular function: histone demethylase activity. Gene Ontology annotation, biological process: chromatin remodeling. Gene Ontology annotation, cellular component: nucleus. Bases 287 to 2206 code for a protein of 639 amino acids. The record is from RefSeq and is a predicted model, not a curated record. Lineage: Eukaryota; Viridiplantae; Streptophyta; Magnoliopsida; Cornales; Cornaceae.
UUGCCCUUGAUAUUACGUACAUAUUUGAUUUUGGAUUGAAGAGCGCUCUCUAUUGGUGAUUUUCUGCAUCUCUCUCCAGAAUUAUCUUCUCCUCUUUCUUGUCAAAAAACUCACCUAAGUUCUCACUUCACUGUUAUUUGACCCCCUCUCUUUCGUUGGUUUGUUCUUGGUGAUGUUUGCAUUCUCGAUCACAAGAACUGAACUCUCCCGCAAAGUUUCAUACGAGAUGGCAAGUGGAAGCAAGGGAUUUCUUACCUGAGGAAAAAUAUAGAAAAGGCUUCCAAGGAUGGAAUCUGUGGCAGGUCCUGAUGUUGGGAAUGUGAAAUCUACAAAGAUGAAAGCUCCUGUAUCACGUGGGACGAGAAUAAGUAGUGAGGCAAAUUCAUUUUCUCGGUCACGUGGUGCUAUAUUUGGAAAAGGUUCUCCUUCAAAGUGCAAAACAACUGAUUUAGAAUGGAUAGAUAAAAUGACUGAGUGUCCUGUGUAUCGUCCAUCAAAGGGGGACUUUGAGGAUCCUCUAGUUUACCUGAGAAAUAUUGCUCCAGAAGCUUCAAAAUAUGGAAUUUGCAAGAUUGUUUCUCCUCUGAUUUCUUCAGUUCCAGCCGGCGUAGUGCUAAAAAAUGAUACAAAAGGUCUUAGGUUUGCAAGUACAGUGCAACCUCUUCGGCUUGGUGAAUGGGAUAUGGUUGACAAAGCCAUUUCCUUCACGAGAGGAAGAAAGUACACCUUACAGGAUUUUGACAAGAUGGCAAACAAGGUAUUUGCUGGUAAAUAUUUUAUCUCUGGAUGUCUUCCUUCUGCAUACUUGGAAAGAGAAUUUUGGAACGAAAUUGCCCAUGGUAAGAAAGGAACAGUUGAGUAUGGAGCUAAUGUGGACGGCAGUGCAUUUUCAAGUCAUCCUCAUGAUCAACUUGGAAGAAGCAAAUGGAACUUGAAGAAACUUCCACGGCUGCCCAAAUUUACAUUGCGUUUGCUGGAAACUGCAAUUCCGGGAAUAACAGAUCCCAUGCUUUACAUUGGAAUGCUAUUUAGUAUGUUUCCAUGGCAUGUGGAAGAUCAUUACUUGUACAGCAUUAAUUACCACCACUGUGGUGCACCCAAAACAUGGUAUGGAGUUCCUGGUCAUGCUGCUCCCGAAUUUGAGAAAGUUGUACAACAUUAUGUUUAUAGUGAUGAUAUCCUAUCAAUUGAUGGAGAAGAUGGAGUUUUCGACAUGCUUGUGGAGAAAACAACGAUGUUUCCUCCGAAUAUUUUGCUACAACAUGACGUCCCUGUUUAUAGAGCUGUGCAAAUGCCAGGGGAAUUUAUAAUCACCUUUCCCAGAUCAUAUCAUGCAGGAUUUAGUCAUGGCUUUAACUGUGGUGAGGCAGUUAACUUUGCAAUUGGUGACUGGUUUUCAUUUGGGGCAGCUGCUGCCAAGCGUUAUGCGCUUCUUGAAAGGAUGCCAAUUGUUCCUUAUGAAGAGCUUGUUUGUAAAGAAGCAAUGCUUCUUUCAAAUUCUUUGAAUCGUGCAGAUUAUUGCUUUGCAGAUCCAAUCUCUCUCGAUUGUGUAAAGGUUUCUUUUGCAUGCCUGAUACGGUUGCAUCAUUGUGCCCAUUGGUGUCUACAGAAAUUAGGAGCAUCUCCGAGUGUUUCACCAGAUUCUCAAGGAACCAUUUUUUGUAGCCUCUGCAAACGGGACUGCUACGUGGCACACAUCACGUGCAACUGCUAUAUCAAUCCCAUUUGCCUUUUCCAUGUGGUAGAGUCCUGCAACUGCCCAUGUGGGAACAAGCGUUUUCUUUUCCUUAGAGCAGAUGUAUCCGAAAUGGAAGCUUUAGCAAAAGAAUUUGAGCAGGAGGAAGGAAUAUUACAGAAGGUUCAGCAACAAGUAAAAUGUGACACUGACGUGUGGAUGUGGAAGAUGAUCCCUCGCACGAAUGAGGAAUACAGCCCCUAUUGUGAGACUUCUGUUCAGCAUCUUGACAGACUGAACGAGCUUGACUGUGAAGGAAGAUGUAGUGUAGAAACUACUGCAUGCGAAGAUGAUAACGAUGACAUGAGAAGUUGUCUCAUAAAAAAAAAUGUCCAGGCUGAUGUUAUAACAGCUAUGAAGAGUGGGGCAAAAUGUGGUAAAGUGAAAGGGCCAUCAUUUUCUGAGGUUAAAAAGCGAGCUAGAUCAAGUCGUAGACCACAGAAGAUGGAAACUAAUUCCAUCAAGAGAUAAAUGAAGCGGUAUUAAUUCUGAAAGAAGCAAAAGCAUUUAACUAGCUGACUACAAAAAUACUGAAAGGUUGAGAUCUAUGGGGUUGGGGGGCACUUUCUUUUGUUCUUCUAAACUUUUUCUUUCGUCCUGAAAUGUUAGAAAUCACAGUUAUAAGAGGGUUCCCUUAAUAGAUUUGCUACAGUAGUUGAUUCUUACCAUCUCUAGGAUAGCCUGUUGCUUCAAUUUCUAUAUUCUUCGUUCUUCUGUAGCAACCAAAGAUUGCAUCUUUUGUAUAGCAUUACAUAGAGAAUAUUGUACAACAAUGCUUUCAUUAAAAAAGAGCUGUGUCAUUCUGUGGUU